AUGAGCAACGAGGAGUCACCCUUCAGAGGAGCCGGUUUCACUGUAACACAGCGGAGCCUCAAUUUAUCCCUGCUAUCUUCGGACUUGGCGGUGCGCGACUUCAACUUGUCGUCGAUUGUGCUAUCGCUCCAGUACUCUUUCGAUAGAGCUACCUACUCACUAUUUCCUUAUCUACAUCGCGACAUCCCCCCUCCGUACUCACCAUCAGUCUCCUCAACCGAUUCUUUUGAUUUCGUAUACGACAUUCCCGAAAUGCCGAAGCCAGAAAGAGGAACGCCGGAAUAUGCGGCCUAUAAGCAGGCGAAGAAGGACCGCAAGGAGCGCAAGGAGCUGAAGCCUUCGAGUGCAGGCGGAUUGACGGUUGAGCGUCCGGUGUCCCGAGCUGGCUCCGAAUUUUCAUUUAUCAGCAGCAAGGGAGGGUCUGACGACGAGGGCAAUACGAGUCGCGGCGUAGACAAGAAGGGAGAGGAUAGGGGUCUCACGGCGUUCGUCCAAGGAUAUGUCGGGGUUGGGGCUCAGUUCGGAGGUGGUGCUGCCGGGUAUCACACGUCCUAUUCCGAAAACUCGGGAGCGGAAUAUGGGCAUGGGCACUCAACCACAGCUCACUACAGCCCUGUCUCGGAUUUUUCUUCGGAGAGUGGCGCUGGUGGGAAGCCAUACAUGGUGCCGCAGUAUAACUAUCCUUUAGCAUCAUCAGGGCAGGCAAUGAUACCUCCACCACCACCAAGUCAAUAUCCACCCCCAGCUGCACCUUCUCCUUCACCUGGAGUAUAUUCUCCUCAAUCACAAUCAGGCCAACAGUAUGGCGCACAAUUGGCCCCAUUUGGAGCAGGGUACGGAUACCCGCCUCCCUCUCAAGGUUCCGGCUACGUUGCGCCGCUACCUCCACCUUCUCCAGGCCCAUAUACCCAGACAGCAUCAGCUGCUGUCAUACAGCCACCGCCGCCAUUAGAUCCAAAAUACGGGCCUCCAAUUCCAGGAUUCGGAGCUGGUGUCGGGCAGUACCCGCCAGGAGAAACCCCUACGCAAUAUAUUAACCCCGAUUACUACGGGGACAUAACUGCUGCAUCUGCUGCAGCCUCAACUUCCAAUCACCAGCACACCGGGUCCUCGUCGUCGAUAAAUGUUAACUAUACUACGCAGCCUUCAUACUCUCCAAUACCAUCAACAGGUAAGGCUGAUUCGUCCGGAAAUGUCUAUCAGAUUCCACCUCCACCACCACCAUCUUCGCAGUACCAACCUGGGCAUAGCAGCUCCGGAUCAGUGUCUCUUAUUCCACCGCCUCCCCAUCUCUCUGUACUCGGCGGAACAAGCAGUUCUGGGGGAGACUCCUACACAUCCACAUCACUGAGUAGUUUAGCAAUUCCUGGAAUGGCAGGUCUUUCAAUUGGCUCCAGCCCCCUGGGACCUGGAGGUCUUCCUCCACCAUCACCGUCACUGCAACCCUACUUCGGCACAUACCAAUCCAUAUCUCCACUCCCUUCACCAGUUCUUUCACCUUCUGGUGGCUCCUCGUUUUACUCCUCCACAUCCACUGUAACCACAACAACUUCGACCACCGGUGGUGGUUACGGUUCCGAUGGCAGCUUCUCAAUUGGUCCAUCCUCGCACCCAUCUCACGGCAUCCAGGUAACACCUGUAAUUCCCUCGCGGCCUCCUUCACCACCAUAUGAUCCGUCCUCCGACGCCAAAGAGCUUCUCUCCUCGCUCAAGCACUUCCGCCCCUCUGCGGCACCACUAAUUCAGAUCCUACCCACUCUCUCACCAUCCCAAAUUGUCCUGCUCCGCCGCGAAUACAAACGCAUCUUCCGGCAGGUCAACAUCGCAAAACACAUUAAGACUGUCUUCGCUAACACGUCCUUCGGCAAACUUGCCUUCGCCGUCGCACUCGGCCCCUACGAAUCCGAAGCCUGGUUCGCCAACUGCUGGUACCAAAAGCGCGAGACUCGGAACGAACUCCUUAUCGAGGCGCUUAUGGGAAAAACAAAUGAUGAGAUCCGGAAAAUCAAGGAUGGGUUCAAGGAUGCCAAGUACGAGAACUCACUUAUGCAAGCAGUGCGUAACGAGUUGGUUGCCAAUAAGUUCCGAAUUGCAGUGUUGAUCCAGUUGGAGGGCAUGCGCAUGGAGGAGAGCGCCAGAAUCAAUGUAGAUGGCGUGAGGGAUGAUGUGCGACGGCUCGGGGAGGUGCUAGAGCGGAAGGACGGGAGGGGCGGUGGAGAGACAAUGAUGAUUGAGAUCAUUGUAAACCGCAGUGAUGCAUGGAUUCGAGAGGUGGCCGCGCUAUAUCGAAACACGCAUGGGAGAGAUCUUCCGAAAGCAAUCAUGAGGCACUCAAAGAACCUUGUUGGCGAAACAUUACUCCACGUAAUCAACGGAGCAAUUGACAAACCUCUACGAGACGCGAAGUUGAUGGAGCAGGCACUCUCGGCAUUGAUAGAAAGCGGCAGAGAAGAUCUACUCAUCAGUAGAUGCGUCCGUGUGCACUGGGAUCCAUACCAUCUCGAGAGGGUCAAGCAGGCCUACAAGAAGAAGUUCAAAGUGGACCUAGGGAAGCGCAUGCGGGAUGCUGUAGAGGAUGGCAACUUCGAGGACUUUUUGGUCAGGAUGAUCAGGGACUGA
Morchella sextelata is the source of this 2619-nucleotide messenger RNA. RefSeq lists its product as uncharacterized. The record is from RefSeq and is a predicted model, not a curated record. Gene Ontology annotation, molecular function: calcium-dependent phospholipid binding; calcium ion binding. Lineage: Eukaryota; Fungi; Ascomycota; Pezizomycetes; Pezizales; Morchellaceae. The transcript is spliced from 3 exons. Gene Ontology annotation, cellular component: cytoplasm. Bases 1 to 2619 code for a protein of 872 amino acids.